Molecule: messenger RNA, 2745 nt
Organism: Salvia miltiorrhiza (redroot sage)
Lineage: Eukaryota; Viridiplantae; Streptophyta; Magnoliopsida; Lamiales; Lamiaceae
Product: serine/threonine-protein kinase ATG1c-like
Exons: 13
Coding region: 447-2561 (704 amino acids)
Biological process (GO): peptidyl-serine phosphorylation; autophagy
Cellular component (GO): cytoplasm
Molecular function (GO): protein serine/threonine kinase activity; ATP binding
Source: RefSeq, a predicted model, not a curated record
UUCAACAACGCUGUCAAUUUGAGGGCGGCUCCGGCCGCCAUAUAACUGCGGCCGUUGAAGCCAAACCACCAAAAUCUCUUAUAAAAGAGAACCCCUUUCUUAAUUCAUCAUAAAUCUCAAGCGUUGAAGUUUCUUGCACUUAACAUCUCUCUUUCACCAUUGCCAUAAGCAACAUUCUUAUUUUUGCUUUUUUAAAGAAAAAAUAUCAAAUUUUUAAGGACCCCUCCGAUUUAUUUCCUCGUCCCUUCGACCUCGCAUCCGAAUCCAAGCAAAAAAAGGCGAAAAGGGAAAAUUUCACGAAAGCCCACAAAAACUUGAGUGGAAAAGAAGCCAAAAGGAGAAGGAAAAAACAACAGAAAUCUUUUUUCCUUUUUCCUGUUCUUCCCUUUUGUCCUCUGCUGGGUUUGGAGCUGAAGGCUAUGUUUGGAUGUUGAAUACACUUGGCGAUGUCGCAAAGGGGUUACUACGUGGUGGGGGAUUAUGUGGUGGGGAAGCAGAUUGGUGCGGGCUCCUUCUCGACGGUGUGGCACGCGCGCCACCGCGUCCACGGCACCGAAGUCGCCAUCAAAGAGAUUGUCACGUCUCGAUUGAACCCCAAAUUGCAGGAGAGCUUGAAGUCGGAGAUUUUCAUCCUUAAGAAAAUCAAUCACCCCAACAUCAUCCGUUUGCACGACAUGAUCGAGGAACCAGGAAAGAUGUACAUUGUUUUGGAGUAUUGCAGAGGGGGGGACCUUUCGAUGCAUCUUCAACGACUCCAAGGAGGAAUCCCUGAGGCAACUGCAAAGCACUUUAUGCAGCAACUAGCCGAGGGCCUCAAAGUUCUCCGUGAAAACAAUCUUAUACACCGGGACUUAAAGCCUCAGAAUCUCCUCCUUUCUUCUAACGGUGACAACAGCAUCCUGAAGAUUGCUGAUUUCGGCUUCGCAAGAUCUCUACAACCUUUAGGCCUUGCAGAAACUUUAUGUGGUUCACCGUUGUACAUGGCUCCCGAAAUAAUGCAGCUCCAGAGAUAUGAUGCUAAGGCAGAUCUCUGGAGUGUUGGUGCCAUUCUAUUCCAACUUGUAACAGGGAAAACUCCGUUUACAGGAGUUAACCAGAUACAGCUGCUCCAGAACAUCAUUAAAGCAACUGAUUUGAAGUUCCCACCCGAGGCUAAGGAUUUGAGUCCUCACUGCAUGGAUUUGUGUAGAAAAUUGCUGCGGCGCAAUCCAGUGGAGCGGUUGACAUUUGAGGAGUUUUUUAACCAUCCUUAUCUGUCUCAAAAACAGCCUAAUGAAUCCUUCAGAAACAAGCCAUCAGAAAGAGUGUUAGAUGGUUUACCUCUUCAGGGGAAUACAGAUGAAUGCUUUGAUGAAGAUUGUUUACCUGAAGGUAAUACAGCCCAAAGUUCGCACGAAGAUUGUUUACCGUUUAGUCUAGAUGAAGAAUCCAGUGACACUAUUGGCAGUCCAUCUUACCCGGAAACACCCACCAAAAAAUCUACGUACGGAUUUUGUCCUGGUCCUCCUCAUAAAGCAGAAGUUACAGGGUCCAGAAUCGGCAUCCAUCAAGGAAACCUCAAGGGGUCUCUUAAAACCACUGACCUUGAUUUAAUACUAGAUAAUCGUCCAAAAAAAGUCGAUCCAGUGGAUUCCAUCGACCAAGAUUAUGUGCUCGUCCCUGGUUCUCCAAUGAAAAUACCGUCUGUAGGACAUGCUUUCAAGGCUAGUUAUUUUCAGUCUAAAUGUGGAAGUGCACAUCCUUUUCCUGGAAAUGUGUCCAGUGCUCCUUUGCCGAUUAUUGAGGGACGAACUGGUAGAGUUGAUCGCACACGAGUUAUAGAAAGUCGGCUAUCUGCUCCGGAGAUUUCACAUGGAUCAGUGAAUAAUGUAGUUAAUUUAAAGCUGCCAUCAACUGAUUACAUGACACGGAUCAGUUCAUUGCAGCGCUUUGCGGCUGCCAUCACUGAGUUAGUAAAUGACAAGGGAAGAAUGCAGCUAGAAGCCUUUUCAGUGCAGCUUGUAAUUCUUGCUAUAUGGAAGCAAGCCUUGCAUAUUUGUCACACUCAUGCAGCUUCAGCUAUGGAAGGAAGUCCAAGCCGUGAUGAUACAAGAUCCAGAGAAGUCUCUCAAGCUGAGCGUAAUCCAUCUGGCGAAGAGUUUCUUGACAUCGCUAAUAGGCAGGGGCCACUAGACAUCAGUAAACAGAUAGAGAGAGUGUUUCUUCAAGAAGUCGAGCAUGCUGAGGAACUUGCUAAAGCAAUAGAGCCUGGAAACAAGGAGAUCCCAGAUGCAAUGGAAUUGAUAUAUCAGUCUGCUCUAGCGUUGGGGAGACACGGAGCAGUAGAUGAAUACCUGGGUGAUACUGAAAGUGCUGUGGUUUCCUACUCAAAAGCCGUUCGCUUGUUCCGUUUUCUUCUAGUGGAAGCGCCAUGUCUCAUUUUGAAUCCUCCGUUUUCCCUCACCAACUCAGACCGAUACCGUAUCGAGAAUUACAUUAAUGCAAUCAAGAACAGGCAGAACGUUUCAAGGUCUCAAAGAAUGGCUAUGUUGAAGGGCGACCAUCAUCCUAGCCCUUCUUGAAACUGGUGCUCAUACAUUAUUUUCAAUUCUUUAUUUUUUUGUUUCUUUUCCACCUCUUGUAUAAUAUUGAAUUGUCAUAGGUGGAGUGAUGCCAAAUCCCUAGCAACAUGAAAAACAUGCCUGUAAAUAUAUUCACAUGAUCUCGACACAAUUCUGGAAAUCCAAAUUUGUACAGUUGUUGAAA